AUGAAUAUGUUGGAUGAUGAAGAUGACCAAAGCUUUCACGCUACGCGUGACGGCUACUCCCAUUUGAGCGAUGUCGAAUGGGAUGCGGUUGAACGAAUGGGUUCGACCAUGGGCAUCCAUGCUGUUAGCGUCAUGCUAGAGGCUCUCAAUAGAGAUGCCCAACAUGCUACUAUCGCCAAGUUCAUUCAAAAUGAACUUGACGCAGAACGCGAGAAAGUAGCCUUGCUUCACCAACAAGGUUCUCAACAAGCAGAGUUGUUGAGAGAACAAGGUGCUCAACAGUUUGAACUGUUGAGACAGCAGCAGGCUGCUGCUGGCGGGUCGAUGCACUCGCGUCGGCCCGAGACUUUGAAGAUUGACAUCUCAAAGGCGCGUCGCAUCGACGACGGGGAUAUGCAAGUUGCAUUUGCCCAGUCAAAUCUGGCAGGACGUGCCAAGACUUGGGCACUGGGGCUCAAGCUGCACGACCCAUACGCGUUUGGGUCGUUGGAAGUCUUCAAGUCGCGGCUCAGACAAACGUUUGAACCGCCUAGAGCUGAGUUCAGAGCUCGAACCGAACUCUUGAAGCUCAGGCAGGGUAAGCGUGAUGUGCACGCUUACGCUCAACAUAUACGACAUCUCACGAGUUGUAUAAGUUCCAAUCCGGUGGAUGAACACACGUUGGUUUCGGUGUUCAUGCAGGGUCUUGCGGAUGGUCCCGUCAAGACUCACCUGUAUCGACUUGAACUAGAUUCACUAGAACAAGCCAUUUCCAUUGCGGAGCAGGAAGACUUCAGUCUGAGACAGGCUCGCGCCAGCUCGACAUCAUAUCGUCAACCGAGACGAUAUGACAACGGAGGUCCAGAGCCGAUGGAACUCUGUUAUGUAGAGAGCGAGAAGGCUCGCUCUACAGGCUACAAGAAGUUGCAGAAAUGCAACAGAUGUAAAAAAACAGGACACUACGCUUACGAGUGUAGUGCCCCUCGUCCAGUGUCUCGCGACACUGGGCGUAGUGACCGUCCACCCAUGAGAAAGGGGCAGGGACGAGGGUCCGCAGUUGGUGCAAAGACGCAACAACGGGAUGGACCGUCAAAAAACGGACAGGAUCAGUAG
This is a messenger RNA of Peronospora matthiolae, 1092 nucleotides long. The record is from the annotation of a GenBank genome assembly. Lineage: Eukaryota; Oomycota; Peronosporomycetes; Peronosporales; Peronosporaceae.